This is a messenger RNA of Scomber scombrus (Atlantic mackerel), 1342 nucleotides long. RefSeq names its product alpha-2-HS-glycoprotein 1 (gene ahsgb). The record is from RefSeq and is a predicted model, not a curated record. Gene Ontology annotation, cellular component: extracellular region. Lineage: Eukaryota; Metazoa; Chordata; Actinopteri; Scombriformes; Scombridae. Gene Ontology annotation, biological process: negative regulation of endopeptidase activity. Gene Ontology annotation, molecular function: cysteine-type endopeptidase inhibitor activity. Bases 3 to 1241 code for a protein of 412 amino acids. The transcript is spliced from 8 exons.
AAAUGUCCCCAACUGCAGUGGUCUGCUGUGGCUCUCUACUCUACACAAUGAAGCACAUCGUAGUGCUGCUGCUGUCCUCAGCGGUGCUGCUCUGCAGCGCUGCUCCAGCGUUGGAGUUGGUAACAUGCAGUGAAGACAGUGGUGCUGCGGCAGCACAUCUGGCAAUGCAUCACAUCAAUGAACAUCAUGACCAUGGCUACAAGUUCAGACUCAGCGAGAUCCAAGAUAUCAAAGUGGUUACGGUCGAUGGGGGCUGUGAUGUUGAGUUGCAGUUGAAGCUUCUGGAGACAAAGUGUCAUGUCGUAACACCCAAACACUUUGAGGACUGUGAGAUCCGCGAAGAAUAUGAACGGGCUGUGAUGGCCAACUGCACUGUUAUGAUCACUGUGAAAAGUGAUGAUGCGAAAGUCACCAAAUAUGAAUGUGACACAAGGCAAGCAAAAACUAACCUGGAGAUGGUGAGGAUCUGCCCUGACUGUCCCUCGCUGAUUCCACUCAACAGUCCUGAAGCUAUGAGGUCUGUGGAUGAAACUGUGAAACAAUUCAAUCAGAACACCUCCAACCAGCACUACUACAUCCUGCAGGAGGCUGGACGGGUUCUAUCUGGGUACAUGAUGAUGGCAGGGAUGGUGUACUAUCCUGAAGUUGUCCUUUUGGAGACUCGUUGCCCAAUGGGAUCCAGAAUAGUUCCUGAGGCAUGCAAACCCCUCUGCCCUGACAGAGCUCAUCAUGCUGUCUGCCGUUCAUCCUAUUCUGCCAAAGAGGGACUCGGGUCUGUUGAGUGUGAAUUCUAUCCUCCAUCAAAUGUUACUGCCCUCAGCCCUGGUGAGCGGGAGCCUGUAUGUAUGCCUCCAUAUCAUGUAGGCCCUCCGCAUCCUCCUGGUAGUGGAGGACCCCCACACCUUGGACCCCCUCCCCAUGGACCCCCUCCCCAUGCCGGCCAUGGACCCCCUCCCCAUGCCGGCCAUGGACCCCCUCCCCAUCCCGGCCAUGGACCCCCUCCCCAUGCCGGCCAUGGACCCCCUCCCCAUGCCGGCCAUGGACCCCCUCCCCAUCCCGGCCAUGGACCCCCUCCCCAUGCUGGUGGUAGAGGACCCCUUCCUGGUCAAAAAAGACCUCCCUUCAUUUCCCACCCACCCCAUCACUGCCGUUCUUUUAACCUGCUCCGUUUUGAACCAGCUCUCCACCCCAUUUGCCCCUGGCCUCAUCCUGAACUGCACCCCCACCCCAAACAUACCUAAAGAUAUACACAUUGUUACAUGUUAAGGUGAUCAGACAACAGUCUCUAAUGUAAGAAAUGCUUAUGUCCUUAUAACAUAUUAAAGAGCACAUGUAAAAUAAA